AUGCGUGUUGAUACUGCCUCAAAAAUGCAGCGAAUUGAUGCACAGGUGCUUAUUCCAGGACGUGGUUCUCCAAUCACCAAUGGCACACUCAUCUUUUGCGAGAAGAAGAUCACCUUUGUAGGCGAGAAAAGCAAACUACCGACCAAAUAUCAAGAGAUAUCUCCAAUCGAAGUUCCUAUCCUCAUGCCCGGCUUAUGGGAUUGUCAUGUGCAUCUCUGUGGAUCGGCAAGAUACAGUUUAGGUGAUGUCGCUUCGACUCAUAUGGUCGUCGCUGGCGCUCGCUGUGCUCGAGAAGUCGUUGCGAUGCUCAAUGCAGGGUUUACCUCUGUCAGAGAACUGGCAAGCUAUGGUGUCCAACUCGCUACAGUAAUCGAUGAGGGUUGGCUGCCUGGCCCAAACAUAUAUUCGUCAGUGAGCAUACUAAGCACUACAUCUGGUCAUGGUAAUGUCCGUGGAAUUCCUCUUGAUGUCUUAUGGCGCAAGAUAGAGAAUGGUACUCCAUUAUACCUAUGCGAUGGUGUCAACGAAUGCAUUAAGGGCGUACGAGUUCAAAUUCGCAAAGGAGCCAAAGUUAUUAAACUCGCUGCUAGCGGGGGUAUUGUAAGAGAGGGGGAUGAUGUUUUUGCACAACAAUUCAGCGACAAGGAAUUGGCUGCCAUCGUUGACGAGGCAAGCCGGAAUAACCUUCUUGUUGCAGCCCAUUGUCAUGCCAACAAGGCCAUUCUGGCUGCAAUAAAGGCUGGUUGUCGGACAAUUGAGCACGCGACACUUAUAGAAGAUGAUGCAAUCCAACUGAUGGUUGAGAAAGACGUGCUAUUAAUUGCGACACGCGGUAUUGUUAAAUUUGGGGCUGAACAACCCGAAAUGUGAUCACCAGAGCAGUACGCGAACAUUGUAAGAUCAACAAGCAACACGCAGAAGGAUACCGCAAGGCUGUAAAGGCAGGUGUUCGUAUAGCUAUUGGUACCGAUAUGCUUUUGAAUUCCUUCAAGCUGCCAUGGGGCUACGGGAUGAAUGGCGUGGAGUUGAAAUCCGCGGUUGAAGCUGGAAUGACACCACUACAAGCCAUCGAGGCAGCAACGGCCAACGGACCUGCGAGUCUAGGUCCAAAGGCGGUGAAUUCGGGUUUGCUGAAAGAAGGAUUUGACGCAGAUUUCAUUGGGCUUGACAAAAAUCCCCUCGAAGACAUUGAAAUACUUGGCGAUGCAAAAAACAUAAUUCAUGUUUGGAAAGGGGGUAAAUUGUUCAAGACCAAUGGACAGCCAAUUGGUUUUCUGAAUUGA
Hymenoscyphus albidus is the source of this 1283-nucleotide messenger RNA. Lineage: Eukaryota; Fungi; Ascomycota; Leotiomycetes; Helotiales; Helotiaceae. The record is from the annotation of a GenBank genome assembly.